Messenger RNA from Manihot esculenta (cassava), 981 nucleotides. RefSeq names its product ethylene-responsive transcription factor ERF003. Gene Ontology annotation, biological process: regulation of DNA-templated transcription. The transcript has 2 exons. Lineage: Eukaryota; Viridiplantae; Streptophyta; Magnoliopsida; Malpighiales; Euphorbiaceae. Bases 151 to 687 code for a protein of 178 amino acids. The record is from RefSeq and is a predicted model, not a curated record. Gene Ontology annotation, molecular function: DNA binding; DNA-binding transcription factor activity.
UGACCCACCAAAAAUUGAUUUGUUUUAUAAAUUAAGGUUUGUUAGGCAACUACUCGUAAAAGAGCAAACUCACCCGCAGGCUACCUUUGCUUCUCUUAGAACAUUUCACAAACACAUUGAUUGAUAUCCAAGUCUACCGCCUUCUCCAUCAUGACUAGACAGCAACAGCGAUACCGUGGUGUCCGUCAAAGACAUUGGGGCUCUUGGGUGUCCGAAAUCCGCCAUCCUCUACUGAAGACUAGAAUAUGGCUAGGCACAUUCGAAACAGCUGAGGACGCGGCGAGGGCAUACGACGAGGCAGCUAGACUAAUGUGCGGACCAAAAGCACGCACAAAUUUUCCAUGCAACCCCAAUGAGCCACAAUCGUCUUCUUCAAAGCUUCUCUCAGCAGCCCUUGCUGCAAAGCUACAUAAAUGUCAUAUGGCAUCUCUUCAAGCGACCAAGAAAACAGCCAAUAAACAAACACAUGAACCACAAUAUAACCCAUUUCCCAGUAGCAAUGACAUUGCCGGAAAAAGUGUAGAACCCUGCUCUACUUGGCUGGAGGAGAAAUGGGUUGGUGAGGAAAGUGAAGUUGGGAAUAGCCAACAGCAAGAUAAGGAACUUGAAGAUCGUCAUAUAGAGCAAAUGAUAGAAGAGUUGCUUGAUUAUGGGUCCAUGGAAUUCUGUUCUGUUGCUUCAACAUAGAUUAGAGCAUUCUUAAUUAGAAAGAUUUAAAAUGUAGCACCAACUUAAUGAUAUGUCAAGAACUUAUGAUUACUUCUCUUCAAUUGUGUUUAUGUUCUUGGUUAAUAAAUCUACACUAAAAUUAUAUUCUAAAUGUGAAGUUAGCAUGCUGAAUUCUAAAUAAUGUAGAAGGAUGUGAGUGUAAUAUCAUAUUUUAGGGUUUAGGCGAUGGUUCUUUGCAGCAGUUAUAAAAAAAUUAUUAUUAUAAUAUUAUUAAACAACCGUUUAAUUAAAAUUAUUAUAAAGAAAAUUUAU